Penicillium canescens is the source of this 1347-nucleotide messenger RNA. RefSeq names its product salicylate hydroxylase. Gene Ontology annotation, molecular function: monooxygenase activity; FAD binding. Lineage: Eukaryota; Fungi; Ascomycota; Eurotiomycetes; Eurotiales; Aspergillaceae. The transcript is spliced from 7 exons. The record is from RefSeq and is a predicted model, not a curated record. Bases 1 to 1347 code for a protein of 448 amino acids.
AUGCCUAUCAAGAUUGCUGUCGUCGGCGCUGGCAUCGGCGGCCUCAGUGCUGCUGCGGCACUCCGUUGCGCAGGACACCACGUUGAGGUGUUCGAAAAAUCCAAGUUCCUCAGCGAGAUCGGAGCUGCUCUUGUCGUCGCGCCCAACGGCGUCAAGGUCCUGUCUAGGUUGGGGUUCUCCUUUGAAAAUGCUCGCAGUGAGCCGAAAUCCUGCUUCGAGCUCCGUGAUGGGAGGAACAUGGACUAUGUGGCUGGUGUCAAACUCUCGGGUGGCGAGCAGAGGUUCGGCGCCCCGCUGCACACUAUGCAACGAGCAGACCUUCACCAAGAACUUUAUCGAAUUGCCACGAUGAGUAUCCCAGGACUUUCAGAUAUUCGGUUUCAUUUAGGAGGCAAAGUUUCAACUGUUCAGCCUGAUACCGGAGUCUUGCACCUUGAUGACGGAUCAACCUUCACAGCUGAUUUGAUCAUCGGGGCUGACGGGCUUCAUUCUGUGCUCAGGUCUGUGGUUCUAGAGGGACACCCUGAAACACCUAUCAAAACUGGUCUUAGUGCUUUUCGGUUUCAAAUCCCGACGGAUGUGAUUAGAGGUGACCCGGAAUUUCUUGCGCUCACGGCUUUGAAGGGCCAUGGCCCAUCAAUCCUUGCGGACAUAUCGGACGAGAACACAGUUGAUCACAUGGUCUGGUAUGAUUGCCAAAAUGGCGAGGUUCAGAAUUUCGUAGGAAUACACAACUCGACUUCGGACGAAGGAGACAGUAAGACCACUGAAUCAAGCAAAGACUUGCUAGCCUAUGUUACAAGCCAAUUUGGAACUUUUCAUUCUGUCCUUCUGCGUUUAAUCAGCAACGCACCGCGCAUCACGAAGUGGCCUCUCAACAUUUUUCAGCCACUGCCCUAUCAUACUCGUGGAAAGAUUAUCUUGAUCGGAGACGCGGCUCAUCCAAUGUUACCCUUCAGUGGACAAGGCGCCAACCAGGCUAUCGAAGAUGCUGGGGCAUUUGGGGUCAUCUUUGAGGCGGUUGAUUCCGCCGAGCACAUACACACAAGGAUUUCCCAUUUUGAAAAACUUCGAAAGCUCCGCGUUUCGAGGGUCCAACUCAUGUCUAGUGUGCGCGUGGGCAAAGAAAACGAAGUAUUCGAGCAGCUUAAACAUUACGCAGACACUCCAUUUUCGGAUGUUCCGAGAAACUUUUCUGAGCGACUUGCUCAUGACUUUGGCUACGAUGUGUUUGAAGAAUCACGGAAGUUUUUGCGGGAAAAUGUCCUAGAUCCGAAGAACGAAUCUACGGCUUACGCUCAUGAUCCUAUUGCCGCAGGAAGCAAGCAGUUGGUAGGUGCUAGAUGA